Molecule: messenger RNA, 3092 nt
Organism: Aethalodelphis obliquidens (Pacific white-sided dolphin)
Lineage: Eukaryota; Metazoa; Chordata; Mammalia; Artiodactyla; Delphinidae
Gene: P4HA1
Product: prolyl 4-hydroxylase subunit alpha 1
Exons: 15
Coding region: 452-2056 (534 amino acids)
Biological process (GO): peptidyl-proline hydroxylation to 4-hydroxy-L-proline
Cellular component (GO): endoplasmic reticulum
Molecular function (GO): L-ascorbic acid binding; procollagen-proline 4-dioxygenase activity; iron ion binding
Source: RefSeq, a predicted model, not a curated record
GCGUCUCCUGGGUGCCCCAGAGGCCCUUCUGCCCUCCUCCGUGCUCCUCUUCCCACCGCCUCCCAGGUUGGCGCCCCCGACUGUUGGGGCUGCGGCAGCAUCAGUCUCCGCCCCGGGGACCAGCACUUUCUUGAAUAUUCCUUCCUGAGGAGGAAUCACCCUGUUGAGUUUUCCGAGCUCCUCUCCUACCUGGUCCUGCCUAAAAAGCUAAGGAGUACGCGAGGGUUUUCGGCCUCCACAGCAGCAGAUGGUUAGCGUGUGGCAAUGGAGAGCGGUUUUUAAAGCUUAUAGCUGACGGGGAAGCGUUCGGGCAUUUUUAUCCUGCCGAAGAGUCGUGGGGUCUGGGAAGAGGACCUACCCGCGGAAGUUCAGGCUUUACUCAUCUGUUGCGCGCAGCGGUGCUGCCGGAGCAGCUGGAGGUGUGCGAUCCUGUAAAAGUAAGCCUCUGAAGAUGAUCUGGUGUAUUUUAGUUGUAGGGUUUCUACUUCCCCAGUCUUUGGCUGAUCCAGGCUUUUUUACUUCAAUUGGUCAGAUGACUGAUUUGAUCCGUACUGAAAAAGAUCUGGUGACUUCCCUGAAAGACUAUAUUAAGGCAGAAGAGGACAAAUUAGAACAAAUAAAAAAAUGGGCAGAGAAGUUAGAUCAGCUAACCAGCACAGCAACAAAAGAUCCAGAAGGAUUUGUUGGACACCCUGUAAAUGCAUUUAAGUUAAUGAAACGUCUGAACACUGAGUGGAGUGAGUUGGAGAAUCUGGUCCUUAAGGAUAUGUCGGAUGGUUUUAUCUCUAACCUAACCAUUCAGAGACAGUACUUCCCUAAUGAUGAAGAUCAGGUUGGGGCAGCCAAAGCUCUGUUGCGUCUCCAGGAUACCUACAAUUUGGAUACAGAUACCAUCUCAAAGGGUGAUCUUCCAGGAGUAAAACACAAAUCAUUUCUAACAGUUGAGGACUGUUUUGAGUUGGGCAAAGUGGCCUACACAGAAGCAGAUUAUUACCAUACAGAACUGUGGAUGGAACAAGCACUAAGACAGCUGGAUGAAGGCGAGGUUUCUACAAUUGAUAAAGUCUCUGUUCUAGAUUAUUUGAGCUAUGCAGUGUACCAGCAGGGAGACCUAGAUAAAGCACUUUUGCUCACAAAGAAGCUUCUUGAACUAGAUCCUGAACAUCAGAGAGCUAAUGGUAACUUAAAAUAUUUUGAGUAUAUAAUGGCUAAAGAAAAAGAUGCCAAUAAGUCUGCUUCAGAUGACCAAUCUGAUCAGAAAACCACACCGAAGAAAAAAGGGGUUGCUGCGGAUUACCUACCAGAGAGACAGAAGUACGAAAUGCUGUGCCGUGGGGAGGGUAUCAAAAUGACUCCUCGGAGACAGAAAAAACUCUUUUGCCGCUACCAUGAUGGAAACCGGAAUCCUAAAUUUAUUCUGGCUCCAGCCAAACAGGAGGAUGAGUGGGACAAGCCUCGUAUUAUUCGCUUCCAUGAUAUUAUUUCUGAUGCAGAAAUUGAAAUUGUUAAAGAUCUAGCAAAACCAAGGCUGAGCCGAGCUACAGUACAUGACCCUGAGACUGGAAAAUUGACCACAGCACAGUACAGAGUAUCUAAGAGUGCCUGGCUCUCUGGCUAUGAAAACCCUGUGGUGUCUCGAAUUAAUAUGAGAAUACAAGAUCUCACAGGACUAGAUGUCUCCACAGCAGAGGAAUUACAGGUAGCUAAUUAUGGAGUUGGAGGACAGUAUGAACCCCAUUUUGAUUUUGCACGGAAAGAUGAGCCAGAUGCUUUCAAAGAGCUGGGGACAGGAAAUAGAAUUGCUACAUGGCUGUUUUAUAUGAGUGAUGUGUCAGCAGGAGGAGCCACUGUUUUUCCUGAAGUAGGAGCUAGUGUUUGGCCCAAAAAGGGAACUGCUGUUUUCUGGUAUAAUCUGUUUGCCAGUGGAGAAGGAGAUUAUAGUACACGGCAUGCAGCCUGUCCAGUGCUGGUUGGAAACAAAUGGGUAUCCAAUAAAUGGCUCCAUGAACGUGGACAGGAAUUUCGAAGACCAUGCACCUUGUCGGAAUUAGAAUGACAAACAGACUUCCCUUUCUCUCCUGUUGUACUCUGAUGUGUCUGAUACACACAUUUCCUAGUCUUAACUUUGAAGAGUUUACAGUUGACUAACACUCCAUGAUUGAUUCAGUCAUGAACCUCAUCCUAUGUUUCAUCUGUGGACAAUCGCUAACUUUGUGGGGGUUUUUUUUUCUUUUAAAAGUAACACUUAAAACACCACAUUUUACAUAUGAAACCUUAAAGUUCAGUUGGUAUCACAGAGGACAAAGCAAGGCAGGGUAAAAAAUGAGGAAUUUUUACAUUUAUGGUAUAUUUUAAAGAACUUUUUUUGGUUGGAUAAAAAAUACAAUUUAGGCAUCUGAUUAUAGUAUUUCAGUACAUCUCAGUUGAUGGGUGGUAGGCUAGAAUGGUCCGUGUGAUUAAGGAACAGAUGCCGUAUAGUAUGGACCUAGGUAUUAUGUUUACCUAGUCUCAACAACUCCCUUCUGGAUCUGCCUGAAGACUAGGAAUAAAUUAGCCCUGUAAAGUGGGUUCCAUACAAUGUUUGCCCCUCCAUAUGCUAUUCUAAUUUGAUUUUUUUUCUCCCAAGUCAUUUUUAAAGUAUGCUUUAUUUUACCAAACCCCUUCUUUCAUAGCUCCUCUGUGGUGAAUUAAAUCUGAGUUACAAUACUUUGAUUAAAAAAAAAUGUUUAACAGAAGGUCCUACAUUAAAAGAUUGGCCCUUCUUAACUAAAAUGAUCAUGACUUGGUCUGUUUCUUGUUUUUCUUAAAUGACUGAUGAUUUUGUCCAAAAAAUUUUGCUGUUUUUCUUAGUGCUAAUUCCUUGCCUCUUAUUUCAGCUACCUACAGCAGGGGAUGAUGAUGUUGGCAUUCGGAUUAAAAAAAUAUCGUGCCUUAGGAGACUGGAAAUUUAAAAAUGUACAAGUCCUUUCAAUGAUGAGGGAAUUGAUAUAAAAGGAGUUUUUCCUAAAAAGCCAAAAUGUUUGUUUUUUCAAUUCUGAAAUGUGUUGUGACAACAGUGACCUAUUUAUGAUCUUAAAUCUUUUUUAAAUGUU